AUGGGGUUGUGCAUUUGUUGUAGCGGAAGCAACAAUACUAGGAUUUGCAAGGAAGAGGAGAAACAGGCGCUAUUGUGCUUCAAGGAGGAGUCAAAAAUUCUAAGGAAUUGGGUUGAUAGAGCUGAUUGUUGCACUGAAUGGGAAGGAGUUGUGUGUGAUAAUGUAACCGGCCAUGUCAUUGAACUCCAUCUAUCAACUUUUGAGGAUAAUCUUCCAAGAGGUAAACUUAGUUCUUGCUUGCUUGAAGUGAAACAAUUACGUUACCUCGAUCUUAGUGGUCUCAAUUUCAGUGAGUCUCACAUCCCCAAUUUCAUUGGAUCUUUUGUAAAUUUGCAAUAUAUUGAUCUAUCUUCUACAAGCUUUGAAGGAAUAAUCCCCCAUCAACUUGGAAACCUUUCACAAUUGCAUACUUUACAUUUGAGAGAUGAGGCUCUCAAAGCUGACAGCCUUGAUUGGUUAUCCAGUCUCUCAAAUUUAAAAGUAUUGGACUUGACUUUUGCUAAUCUUAGCAUGGUACAUAAUUGGGCAGAGGUGAUUAAUAUGCUUCCUUCCUUGCGUGAGCUUUAUUUAACUGAUUGUGAUAUUUCAAAAUUAUCACAUCCACUUGGCCAUAACAAAUCUUCACUUCAAGUCCUUGAUCUUGCAAAUAAUGAAUUCAACACUGUCAUUUUUAGAUGGAUAUUCAACUUUGAUAGUCUUAUUUCACUUCAAUUAUAUGAUUGUGGUUUUCUAAGUCCAUUUCCUGAUGAUCCUUGGAAUUUGACAUCUCUUAGAGAUCUUGACAUCUCUGCAAAUCAAUUCCAUGGCCAUCUUCCCAAUAGUCUUUGGAAUUUGACAUUCCUUAGCAUUCUUUACAUCUCCGAAAAUCAAUUCCAUGGCCAUCUUCCAAAUAGUCUUUGGAACUUGACUUCUUUGUCAGACCUUGAUCUCUCUAAAAAUAUGUUCACGGGGGAGAUACCAAAGCCAAUUGGAAAACUCAACAAGCUGCAAAGAGUUAAUCUUUAUAACAACAAGUUAGAUGGACCACUUCCAGAGAAUUUAGGAUAUUCAUUUCCAAUGUUAGAAACUCUUCACAUUAUGGAUAACAUGUUUGAAGGCAUAGUGACGGAAAAUCACUUUGUUAAUCUCACCAUGUUGGGGUAUUUACAAGCAUCUGGAAAUAGAUUAACGUUGAAUGUUAGCCUAAAUUGGAUACCUCCGUUCCAACUUCUUGUGCUUUAUCUAAGUGGUUGGAAGUUGGGUCCUCAAUUUCCUACUUGGUUACAAUAUCAACAUAGUAUUGUCGAGUUGGACAUAUCUAAUGCUGGAAUUCAGAGUGAAGUUCCAAGUUGGUUUUGGAGAUCUUUUGAAUUUCGUUUCCUUAAUCUUUCACACAACCAGUUGCGAGGUAAAAUUCACAGUAUCUCAGUAUUCAAGCCAUUUGGAGAAAUGCCUUCAUCUGCACUUGUGUACUUGAGCUCUAACCAAUUUAAUGGUCCCUUACCUCGUAUCUCUAGCCAUACAACGGAGUUAGACUUGUCAAAUAAUUUCUUUUCAGAAGAUGUCUCUAACUUCUUAUGUCAAGCUCAAAGUGUGCCAUAUAAGCUUAAAAUACUUCAUUUGGGAGGAAACAGAUUAUUUGGAGAAAUUCCCAAUUGUUGGAUGCACUGGCCACAGUUAAAAGUCAUAAAUAUGGGCAAUAACCAACUGAUUGGAAGCAUCCCAAAUUCCAUUGGGCUUUUGGAUAAGUUGAAAUCUUUGGAUAUGCACAAGAACAUGCUUUUUGGCCCUAUACCUCCAUUAUUGCAAAAUUGCACCCUUUUGUUGAAAAUUGAUUUGGGUGAAAAUGGAUUCACAGGAAAGAUUCCAAGAUGGCUGGGGACUAAACUUUUAGAUUUGACAAUUUUUAGACUCCGAUCAAAUAAGUUUUACGGUGAAUUGCCUCUAGAAUUUUGCCAUCUUAAAUCACUUCGCAUUUUGGAUCUUUCCAAUAACAACCUCUCUGGUGUGAUUCCUUGGUGUCUUAAAAAUCUCACUGCAAUGAUCAAUGAAGAGGCAAUUCAAGAUGGAGAAUUUGAAAUGGGUUAUUCAUUUUAUGCAUGGGGAUUUGGUGAAAGUGCUAUAGUGACGACCAAAGGGCUAGAGUAUGAGUAUUACACAAUCAUUUUAUUGUUGUUUGCUGGCAUGGAUCUUUCAAGUAACAAUUUUUCUGGGGACAUUCCAAUUGAACUGGCCAAUCUUGUGAUAUUGAGAUCCUUAAACUUAUCAAGAAAUAACUUGACGGGAAAUAUCCCCAUGGAGAUGGGAAACAUGAGAUUCUUAGAAUCUCUUGAUCUUUCAAGAAAUCAACUUUCAGGAAAAAUUCCCUCCAGCUUCUCGAGUCUGUCCACUCUAGAAGUUUUGGACUUGUCAUAUAACAACUUAUCUGGGAAGAUACCUUCAGGUACUCAACUUCAAGGUUUUAAUGCUUCAUGCUACGUUGGUAACAACCUCUGUGGCCCUCCGCUCUUACAAAGUUGCAGUGUUGAUGAUGGCAAAAUUCCAAAAAAUGAAAAUGGAGGAGAUGAUAGUUCUGAAGUAGUGGAUUGGUUUUAUGUUAGCAUGGCUAUAGGAUUUGCAGUGGGCUUUUGGGCGGUCUGUGGUUCUUUGUUUCUUGUGAGAUCUUGGAGGAUUGUUUAUUUUCAAUUUUUAGAUGACAAGUUGAAGUCUUUUUUAGUGUGGGCACAUGCUCUGAGGGUAUAA
Molecule: messenger RNA, 2721 nt
Organism: Ipomoea nil (Japanese morning glory)
Lineage: Eukaryota; Viridiplantae; Streptophyta; Magnoliopsida; Solanales; Convolvulaceae
Product: leucine-rich repeat receptor protein kinase EMS1-like
Exons: 1
Coding region: 1-2721 (906 amino acids)
Molecular function (GO): protein binding
Source: RefSeq, a predicted model, not a curated record